Molecule: messenger RNA, 3852 nt
Organism: Neltuma alba
Lineage: Eukaryota; Viridiplantae; Streptophyta; Magnoliopsida; Fabales; Fabaceae
Product: LRR receptor-like serine/threonine-protein kinase
Exons: 2
Coding region: 316-3714 (1132 amino acids)
Biological process (GO): protein phosphorylation
Molecular function (GO): protein kinase activity; ATP binding; protein binding
Source: RefSeq, a predicted model, not a curated record
CUUAGAAGUUAUAAUAUGAUCCUCCCCUCCGCCCCCACUUCUCAGCAUAAACAAAUCAAAUGCUUAAUAAAAAACUACCCAAAGUUCGAUUUCCCUGUGCAUAACAUCAUGGCCCAGUAGCUGUUCUCGGAUCCGGAGAUUCUGGGUUUUUUUUUUAAACUCACAUAUAUAUAUAUAUAUAUAUGUAUAUGUAUCUUUUAUUUGAACAUUGCACUAGUUCACAAGACAUGUUUUGGUUCCUUACAGUUGCUCCUCCCUAGGUUCAAACUUUUCUCCCCUGUUUUGCGUGUCAUUGGAGUUCGUAGCGUUGUUGUGAUGACUGUAAAUCCAUGGACCCCCUUCUUCCUCUGCUUCUCUCUUUCACUUCUUCAUCAUUCUUUUGUAGCUUUUGCCGUAAACUCGCAAGGAGAAGCUCUUCUUUCAUGGAAGAGAACCCUCAAGGGAUCCCUGGAGCUGUUGAGCAAUUGGAACCCAAAUGACAAUACACCAUGUGACUGGUUUGGAGUUAACUGUAACUCCAACGACGAGGUUGUGAAAUUGGAUCUGAGGUAUGUGGAUUUGGUUGGGACACUUCCUUCUAAUUUCACCUCAUUGCUUUCCCUGAACGAGCUAGUCCUCACGGGAACGAACAUUACCGGUUCAAUUCCGAAAGAAAUAAGCACUCUUAGCGAGCUCGACUACUUGGACUUGAGCCACAAUGCCUUGACGGGUGAAAUCCCAAGUGAACUCUUCUUCUUGACAAAGCUUAAGCAACUCCAUCUGAACUCAAACCAGCUCGUUGGUUCAAUUCCGGAUGCAAUCGGGAACCUCACAGAGUUGACGCGGCUGGUUUUAUAUGACAAUCAACUAGGUGGUGAAAUUCCCAGAACCAUUGGUAACUUGGGGAACCUGCAAGUGAUCAGAGCUGGAGGAAACAAGAACCUUCAAGGCAUCUUGCCCCCCGAAAUUGGCAAUUGUACCAAUUUGGUCAUGUUGGGUUUGGCUGAAACUAGUAUCUCAGGUUUUCUUCCUCCGACUCUUGGCCUUCUUAAGAAGCUUGACACUCUUGCAAUCUACACUUCACUUCUCUCUGGCCAAAUUCCUCCCGAACUCGGAGAUUGCAAUGAGCUUCAGAACAUUUAUCUGUACGAGAAUUCUCUCUCAGGAUCCAUACCAAGUAGACUGGGCAAUCUUAGAAACCUCAAAAAUCUUCUACUGUGGCAAAACAAUCUCGUUGGCAGCAUCCCACCAGAGAUUGGAAAUUGCUACCAGUUAUCCGUCAUUGACAUUUCAAUGAACUCGCUUGUUGGAAGCAUUCCCAAAAGUUUUGGAAAUUUGACGCUGCUAGAGGAACUUCAACUCAGCGUCAAUCAGAUUUCGGGUCAGAUCCCAACAGAGUUGGGGAACUGUCUGCUACUCUCUCACAUUGAGCUGGACAACAAUCUAAUCACGGGUACAAUACCUUCUGAAUUUGGGAGCCUUAAGAAUCUAACUUUGUUGUUCUUGUGGCACAACAAGCUCGAAGGAACUAUACCAUCUUCGCUUUCGAGUUGUCAAAAUCUGGAAGCAGUGGAUCUGUCACAGAAUGGAUUGACCGGUUCCAUACCGAAGGGGAUAUUCCUGCUCAAGAAUCUGAACAAGCUUUUACUGCUGUCUAACAAUCUCUCCGGGAAUAUAGCCCCUGAUAUUGGGAACUGCACGUCUCUGAUUCGGUUCCGAGCCAGCAACAAUAAAAUCACAGGGACCAUUCCACCAAAUAUUGGAAAUCUGAAGAACUUGAAUUUCUUGGAUCUUGCAAGCAAUCGCAUUUCAGGAGUUAUUCCAGAAGAGCUCUCAGGCAGUCGGAAUCUUGCAUUUCUGGACUUCCAUUCCAACUUGAUAUCAGGAAGCUUGCCGGAAAGUCUCAGCCAGCUGGUCUCGCUCCAAUUUAUUGAUGUCUCCGAUAACAUGAUUGAAGGUAAACUAAGCCCAAGUCUUGGAAAGCUCGGCGCACUCACCAAGCUCAUCCUCAGAAAAAAUCAUAUCUCCGGGUCAAUUCCCAGUGAAUUUGGUUCAUGUGCGAAGCUGCAAUUAUUGGACCUCAGUAGCAAUGAACUCUCAGGCAAAAUCCCGGGUAGUCUAGGUAACAUUCCAGCGCUCGAAAUCACAAUGAACCUCAGCUGGAAUAAGUUCAGUGGCGAGAUCCCGAGGGAGUUUUCUGCAUUGAGCAAACUUGGAAUUUUGGACAUAUCGCACAACAAUCUCACCGGUGGCCUCCAGUAUCUCGAGGACCUCCAAAAUCUUGUGGUCCUCAACGUCUCAUUCAACAAUCUCUCGGGUCGCAUGCCAGACAAGCCUUUCUUCUCAAAGCUUCCUCUCAGUGUCCUCGAUGGGAACCCAUCGCUCUGCUUCCCUGGCAACCGAUGCCCAGGAGAUGUUUCAGAACGAUCAAUUCGGCGGACAAAGGCGGCGCGUGUAGCCAUGGUGGUACUUCUGUGCACUGCGUGCUUGCUUUUCCUCACAGCCUUGUACGUCGUCGUUGCCGCGAAAAGACGUGGGUUCCCGGAGGACGGUCUGGACCUCAACGUUGGGGAUAGCGACGUGGAGAUGGGCCCACCCUGGGAGGUGACACUCUAUCAGAAGCUCGACCUGUCAAUCUAUGACGUGGCAAGAUGCCUGACAGUUGGCAACGUAAUCGGGCGCGGACGAUCCGGCGUUGUUUAUAGAGUAGACCUCCCGUCGGGAUUAACCAUCGCCGCGAAAAGAUACAGAUUAUCAGAGAAAUUCGCAGCCUCCGCAUUCUCCUCCGAGAUUGCCACGCUGGCAAGAAUACGGCACCGGAAUAUUGUACGGCUACUCGGUUGGGCGGCGAACCGAAAAACCAAAUUACUGUUGUAUGAUUAUUUACCUAAUGGUAAUCUAGAUACGCUCCUGCACGAGGGUUGCACAGGAUCAGUGGAGUGGGAGACACGGUUCAGGAUAGCACUGGGGGUGGCUGAAGGCUUGGCUUAUCUGCACCAUGACUGCGUGCCGGCUAUCUUGCACCGGGACGUCAAGGCGCAGAACAUUUUGUUGGGAGACACAUACGAACCGUGUUUGGCAGAUUUUGGAUUUGCGAGAAUGGUGGAUGAUGACGAUCACAGUCCGUUUUCCGUUAAUCCACAGUUCGCGGGUUCUUACGGCUACAUUGCGCCGGAAUAUGGAUGCAUGGUGAGGAUUAGAGAGAAGAGCGAUGUGUACAGCUUCGGAGUGGUGCUGUUGGAGAUAAUAACGGGGAAAAGGCCGGUGGACGCAUCAUUUGCGGAGGAGGGGCAGCACGUGGUUGGGUGGGUGAGGCAGAGGCUGAAGAGCAAGGGGGACCCGGUGGAGAUUGUGGAUUCUAAGCUGCGGGGGCUUCCAGACACUCAAAUCCAAGAGAUGCUUCAAGCUGUGGGCAUUGGUCUCUUGUGUAGCAGUCAGCGUCCCGAGGAUCGCCCCACUAUGAAGGAUGUCACGGCAUUAUUGAGAGAGAUCAGACACUGCGAUCCUCAUGAUCAUCACCCCCACAAGCCUACUGCUUUUGCCGAUUCCCUUUCCCCGAAAACGACGCCUCACCCCUCGUCGUUUUAUUAUUCCUCAUCCUCCAACUUGUCGUUUCCUCCGCCCCCUCCUCACUUGCUCCUGCUUCACUCCUCUUCCCAUUCUUCAUCCAACUUCCCCGCUUAUUCUUCUUCUUCUCUUGCCGCUUACCACCCCCAACCUCCCACGAAUAAAUAAUCAUUAAUGUAUUGUUACUAAUAUAUAUAUAUAUAUAUAUAUAUAUUAGAAUUGUAAAGCUUCAUUCCAUUAUUUCUUAUGGAUGCUUGGCUUCAUGAGUGUACAGAAACUUAAUUAGUAGUUGUCGUUAUUAUUCCA